Molecule: messenger RNA, 6467 nt
Organism: Seriola dumerili (greater amberjack)
Lineage: Eukaryota; Metazoa; Chordata; Actinopteri; Carangiformes; Carangidae
Product: zinc finger E-box-binding homeobox 1-like
Exons: 8
Coding region: 1-3486 (1161 amino acids)
Biological process (GO): anatomical structure development; regulation of transcription by RNA polymerase II
Molecular function (GO): RNA polymerase II cis-regulatory region sequence-specific DNA binding; DNA-binding transcription factor activity, RNA polymerase II-specific
Source: RefSeq, a predicted model, not a curated record
AUGGCGGAUGGCCCCAGGUGUAAGCGCAGAAAACAGGCGAACCCGAAGAGGAGCAGCGUGACAAACUUCAACAAUGGCUUGGAGGCCAGUUCAGACUCUGACGAUGAGGACAAGCUACACAUUGUGGAGGAGGACAGCCUGCAGGAGCCUGAGGUCGCCGACGCUGAUGGGACCACGCCGCAGGACAGCCACGACGCCGCCACGACAGUAUUACCCCACAACGGCUCCUGGAAUGGAGUGAAGGAGGAGUGUGUGUCAGAUGAGGAAGAUGAGGCCGUGAAGGAUGCUCUAGUGGAGGAGAUUCUCCAGCAGGGAGACACAGCCAUCAUCUAUCCUGAAGCCCCAGAGGACGAGCAGAGUCCAGUGGAGACAGGAGGCGCUGAUGAGAACGGCACACCGGAUUCCUUCUCCCAGUUGCACACUUGCCCCUACUGCUCCCGGGGCUACAAACGCAACGCCUCGCUGAAGGAGCACAUCAAGUAUCGCCACGAGACCAGCGAGGACAACUACAGCUGCUCACACUGCAGCUAUACUUUCACCUACCGCUCGCAGCUUGAGAGGCACAUGAGCCACCACAGGGGCACCAGGGAGCAGGUUCACGUUUCCCAGUCGACAGGAGGAUCAGGAGGAACAGGUGGAACGCGCAAGUUCAAGUGCACGGAGUGUUCCAAGGCCUUCAAAUACAAGCACCACCUGAAGGAGCACCUGCGCAUUCACAGCGGUGAGAAACCAUACGAAUGCUCAAACUGCAAGAAGCGAUUCUCCCACUCAGGCUCCUACAGCUCCCACAUCAGUAGUAAGAAGUGUGUGGGUGCAGCACCCCCCAACGGCGUCGCUCGGACGCCAAUCAAGUCCCCCCCUCCCACCACCCAGACUGCACCUGUUGUAAUUGCCCCGGCCCGCAUGAUUCUUAAAGAGAAGACUGAAAGUAAACCCCUCCAGGAGCAGCUCCCCGUCACCCAGAUCAAAUCUGAACCUGUGGAAUAUGAGUGCAAGCCUGUGAUGGCGGCACCAGCAACUUCAGCUGGUACCAAUGGAGUGGUGAACGGAGGGACUGCUCAGCCAGCUGUGGCUCCAGCUGCAACCCUGCCUCAGGGUGUGGCUAUGGUCGUGCCCACAAUGGGCCUGAUGUCGCCCAUCAGCAUCAAUCUGAAUGACUUGCAGAACGUGCUUAAGGUUGCAAUGGACGGAAAUGUGCUCAGGCAGGUGCUGGGCACAGCCAACGGGGUGGUGACGCAGGGGAAGCAGGGAAUUGUAGUCCAGCAGCCACAGCAGCAGAUCAUCAGCCUGCCGGCCUUCGUGGACCACGACGGCACCACGAAGAUCAUCAUCAACUACAGCAUCAGCCCUGCUGCCGCCACCACUGCCACUACCCAGCCUACAUCGCUUGUUGUCAAAAACAACCUUCCUGCCCCUCCCGCUGUGACCAGCACUGCUGCAGCCCCUACCCCCAGUAAAACAGAUAAAGCCCCAAACCCAGAGGUGGCUGACCUCAGUAUCGUCAAGGCAGAGCCAGAAUCAGUGCCCGUCACUGACGUGGAGACGGAGGCAGCGGCAGCCACGCAGACAGCAAAGGAAACUGUUAAAACUUCAGACACAGCUCAGAUGCCAAAAGCCAACACCACCAGUACAUGUUUACUAUGUGAAGACUGUCCCGACAACCUUGAGGCGUUGCACCUCCUCCAGCAUCGCAAAGCAGCCAACGGGGAGGCGGUUGACUCUGCCGCCCUGGACCCCUCAUUCGCUGCUUUGCUAAGCGAGGCAGGAGUGACACUGGAGGAGCCGCCUGUGGACGACCUCCUCUCACUCCUCAAGACCUACUUCGCCUCAAAUGCCAACCCCAGCGAAGAAGAGCUGUCAAAGAUCUCAGAGUCUGUUAGUAUUCCAAUGGAAGUGGUCAGAAAGUGGUUUGCCAAGAUGAACUCUGGGAAAAAUUUGGGCAAAAACCGCAGUGACACGACAUCCAAAAAGACUGAAACUAGUAAUUCCAGCUCAGAGGACACAUUGAAUCAGAAUGGAGAGGAAGAAGAAGACGACACCCAGGAAACAUUCAACAGAGACUCUUCAGAAUCUGGAAGCGCGUCUCCGUCAGACUCCACAUCACUAGGCGUCAACACCGGGGACCUUGUCAUUGUUAAAAGCGAGCCAGAGGACCCCGAGGCCCCAGACUCCCAGGCAGAGCCCCUGGACCUGUCCCUCCCUAAACAUAUCGCAGCAGCAUCGAAAACCAAAACAACCACGCCUCCCGCCAAGCAGCAGGAGCAGCCUCUGAACCUGACCUGCCUGAGAAAGGAGCAGCUCGAUGGUCAAACCAUAUACGUCACCACGCCUCAAACCGGAAGACCUGUCAACAUCGUCACUGCCGCACAGCUGCCCACGUUAGUGGCCAUUGCCGGUCAGGGCACGGUGGGCUGUCUCAGAGCCAUCAACACCACGACGAAGAGAACCAUCCUCAUCCCCCAGCUCACCUACACCUACGCCACCACGGCCGGUAAUGCCUCCGGAGCGAAGACUGUCGUACUCAACGGCCAUAAGGAGAAACGUUCGGACAGCAGCUCAGACGCCGUGUCCACAGUGGAGGAGCAGAACGACUCAGAUCCAGCCGGGCUGAUGAAGAAGCGGCGGCUGGAAAACGGCGUCUACCCCUGUGAUCUUUGCUCCAAGGUCUUCCAGAAGGGCAGCUCCCUGCUCAGGCACAAAUACGAACACACAGGAAAACGGCCUCAUGAGUGCAACGUCUGCAAGAAGGCCUUCAAACACAAACAUCACCUGAUCGAACACUCGAGGCUGCACUCCGGUGAGAAACCUUACCAGUGUGACAAGUGCGGGAAGCGUUUCUCUCACUCCGGCUCGUACUCCCAGCACAUGAACCACCGCUACUCCUACUGCAAGAAGGACGGGCCAAACUCAGGCUCCGGGUCAGGGCCGCGCAGGGUUCAGUUGGAGCUCGGCGCUGGGCCGCAAUCGGACAGCCGCACCACAACCCCGCCCUCCCAACUGGACUCAGACGAGAGGGAGAGCGAGGAAGAGGACGACGAAGACGACGAGGCCAUGUGUAUGGACGACAUUCGGGUCGUGCAGGUGGACGACGGCGAGUGCGAGAUCUACGAGGGUAACUUUGAUGACGAUGAGGAGGACGGAGAGGAGAUGGUGGAGGAAGAGGUAACAGAAGAGGCAGUGAGAGAAAAGGUGGAGAAGGAGUUUGCGUGUGAUGUGGUGGAGAUCGAGCUGGGAGACGAUCACAUGGGGGACGAAGUGAUGGAGGAGAGAACCGAAGACAAGCGGGAAGCAGCAGGUGUGGAGACAGAGGAAAUGGCAGCAGGUGUUGAGACGGAGGAAAUGGCAGCAGGUGUGGAGACGGAGGAAAUGGCAGCAGUCGUGGAGACGGAGGAAAUGGCAGACUCUGAAGCAAAUACGGACAAAAGCAUUAGGGAGGAGUCAGACAGCAGCGAACCCACAGAGGAAGUGGAGACAAAUGCCAAGUAAAAGAAGGAGAAUCCCUUCGGGACAGUUCGAAUGUGAAGGUCGUCAAAGUCGAGUUUGAGACAAAACCGCAUCUCGCCAUCAGAAGAAAGUCACGGCAGUUGCCUGAUUUUAACGGUCCACUACUGUGUACAAAAACCCAGGUGUGCCUGAACUUGAAAAAAGAAAAAAACAAAACAAAACAGUGACUUUUUUUUCUUGUGAAAAUUAAAUAUCAGUGUUAAAAUUGUUUAUAGAAGUACAGAUUUUAAAGCAAAACUCACCCAUCAACUUGUUAGACUUGUUACUGAGACAUCCCAGGUUGUUUUUGUUCUGUGUUUAUUUGGUCAAUGUUACUAAUCUUGUUCUUGUUUGAAACAUUUUAACCUGUAAAGAUGAGAAAGAUUUCUAUACCUUUUUAUUGCCAAUGAAGUUUCCUAAAUCAGUAUUUUAUUGAGUUCUACGAACAAAAACCUCUGCACUACAGUAUUCCUGGUUUACCUAUGGAAACAUGCCUCAUGCAUUGUAUGCCCUUCAGUGUUAUAUAUGUACACUAGCUAGCGAGAUGUUGUUCGUGUUAGUGUUAGUCUUUGCUAGCUAGCAUUACUUUCAGUUUGACUGUUAGCCUUAAGGAAAACAAAGUAUUCUUGGGGAGGGUUGUGGGUGGGAUGGGGAGUCCGGGAUGAGAAUGUGGCUUCUGUACGCCAUAACCAAAUUUGUCCUAUCAGGGAAGGUAGAGUCACAACCUCAAAGCCAGCAUCAGGCACCUGAGUUUUGCAACCCUGCGCAGCCCAAACAGGUGGAGUCUCCAGGUGAAGAUUCAAAAGCAGACUCCACCCGCCCGGCUUCAGCUGCAGUUCCAAAACACACGCGCCAUUUCUUACCAAGCUUCUCCUUAUUUUGGCUUUAGUUCUCAGUCAGUGUUUCAGUGUUAUUAGCUUAUCUAUGAAGUCAUACUGUACGUGAAGGAACGGGGCCGUUUCCUGCUCCACCCCAAUGCCUCCAGCCUUAUGCAAGACCUGUGUGCUGUUAAAAGUGCCAUUGAACAGUGUUAUAAUUUCUUCUUCACACAUGUAGCCAGUAUUAUGUCCCUCUGUUACUUAAACAAGACCCAUAUUGACUAAUGUUUGUUCACUUGCACAGAGCAGCAAAUUUAUGUCACAGUAAUUGAAAGAUAUUUCCUGUGAAAUUAAUGCAAAUAUUUUUGAGGCCUUGAACAGUAUUUGAACCACAUGUGAAAGUUGGGAAACACAGUAUUAGGGCUGCAACUAACAAUUAUUUUUAUUAUUAGUUAAUCUGCCUAUUAGUUUGAAUAACUGAUUAAUAGUUUUGUUUACAAAAUGUGAGAAAAUAGUGAAAAAUGCACAUUGUGAUUAUCGUCUUUCUGUCCAACAGUCCACAACCCAAACAUUCACUUUACCAUGAUGUAAAUCAGAGAAAAGCAUCAACUUGGACAAGCAGGAAUCAGAGAAUGGUCAGUUCUUGUGCAAAGAUUACAAAGAAAACUAAAUAUGACGACUCGACUAAUCAACUAAUAGUCAAUUAGAGGUACCAGUUUUCCAAAUCCUCACAAGAAUCUGAAAACAGAGAAAUAACAAAUGAUUAAAUCAGCUAAUUGACUGUUUGAUGUAGCUCUACAUAGAAGAUCUAUGUAAAAUGAAACUAUGGACCUUAAGCCAAUCAGUGCAUGUUUUAAUAGACCUGAAUACUGUUAUGGACUCAUUUAGUUAGUUGAAAGUCCUCGUUGCCCAACAGUAACAAAAAAAGGUUUAGAAGUAGAUAAAUGUGCCGGACUGUGUUGGAAAGUAGAAAUCAGAAAUACAGUCCAGACUGAGCCGAGUGUGGAUAUUAAAUGCCUUGUAACCUUGAGAUAAUCAGUUUCCCACUGAUGGUAAAAGUAUUUAGAAAUGCAAGUUAAUAUGUGUGACUUUACGUCACAAGUCUAAGUUUUUAAAAUGUUUACAGAAGUGCUUCAAAACAGAAAACUUUCUGUUAAUGCAUGUUUAAGUAUUUGAAGGGCGUUUACUCAGCAGGUUGGCUCAGGAGGAAAUGAAACAGACACAAAGCCAAGUUCAGUUUAAAGUGAAAUGUAGACUGAAGGAUUUGUCAGUAACAGGAUCAUUUUUGUCAGAUGUGCACUUUUUUUUUUUUAGCAGAAAAAAAAGAAAGUUGUUGCAAGCUGUCCCGCACUUCAGGUAACAAACGUUAGUGAAUGUGGUCUCUGUCCAAGUGUUUUCAGUUGGUUUUACCGAACAGUGUUUAUAGGAUUAGUCUGUUUUUAAUUUUUUGUUUUUAUGUGUGUCCUCUGUAUGUUUUUUUUUGUUUUUUUUCAACAAUGGCAGUAUUAGAACCCUUUUCACAGAUUAAAAAAAAAAUGUACCUGUUUAGUUUUUAGAAGACUUUUUUAUAUUUAUGUGUCUUAUUUUUAUAUUUUCUUUUAUGGUUAUUUAUUACACAUUGUAGUGUACAUUACUGUAGUUUGAAUUGAUACAAUAAUAUAUUUUAGUAUGAAAAAUAAUCUCAAGACAAACAGAAAAAAUCCCAAAAUGUGGUUCUGGGAGCUGAAGUUUGUUUUAACAAAAAACACAUAAAAAAGAUAAAACAUGUAUUCUGUAAACAUGACUUCUGUUUUAAGCUAAAAAAAAAAAAAAAGAAAAAAGACAGGAAUGAAUUGAGAAAUAGAAACUGUUACAUGUGCAUCCGCUCUUUGCGUCGUUAUGAAGCUACUGAAUUCUAAACCUCUGUGAUUUUAAAAGCAUGAGUCGUCGCUGUUUUAAUGAAGGAUCUUGCUAUGAAGACAUUACUCCUCCCUUUUUAUUUCGAAGCCAAAUUUAGCUCGUCCCGACACCUUGUUUUCUGUUGUGUGCCAACUCGUUCCAUUGUACUGUCGAAGGCUGCAUAUUGUUUGUCCUCUACACACCCUUUGUAAAUCCACUGUCUUUUUGUAUUGUUUUUAUUUUAGUUUUGCUCCAUUUUUAUGACUCCCCAUCACAAUAAAAUAUAAG